UCACGACGCCAGUUGAAUCACGAUCAGCCCUCGAGAUGAUCGACGCUGUCACAGUUUACAAACUUGCUCAUUCAGUGGCGAUGGCUAACUGAAAGGUCUGCGUUCAGUCCGAGGCAAGUCUUACAGGCUACACUGUUAUUAUGAAAAAUUUGAUGGUCAGAGUUCAGUGUUAUGUUUUGUAUGACUAAUUAUAAAAUAAAUGCGCACACUUGAUGGUCAGUGUGUUACACGCUGAUAGAAACUCAGAGAUGUGAUUCAAAGUGUUGUGCUGCUCGAGACUAUAGGGACUUGGAGAGAAUUGUACUGGAAAAUACGGAGAUUGGGACUUGACUCGGCAUCGUUUAAAACACUGGAACUAAUAUUUCUUUAGCCGACUUCCUGUAGCCCAGACUCCAGAUAAUUACCCACCUAAACCAAUUCUUGAUUCAAUAUCUGGAAAGAAUUAGCGUUUGGUGCUGAGAUGUGUUGGUACGUAGUGUUGAUGCUGUGCUGGUGUUCAGCGACAGGCCUCAGGGUGGGAGUGGGCAUCGCUGAUGUCACAGGACCUCCCGCCGAGAUCAAUUUCAUGGGUUACGCCAAUUUCGAGCAGACCGGUCACGGCAUCCAUCUGCGGCAGUUUUCUCGUGCGUUUCUUCUCGAAGAUGGUGGGAGUGGUGACGGCACCACCAGGGUUGUGUUCGUGUCCGUGGACGCCGCUAUGAUGGGUCAUGGGGUCAGGAGAGAGGUCAUCAAACGUCUGCAGAAGAGGUACGGAGACGUGUACAAUGAAGGAAACGUCAUCAUUAGCGGAACUCACACUCACUCGACUCCGGGAGGGUUCCUACUCGACUUCCUCUUCGACCUGCCCAUACUGGGUUUUGUCAAGGAGACUUAUGUAGCCUUGAUCGCCGGCAUCGCUAAGAGUAUUAUCCAAGCCCACAACUCCUUGAGCGAGGCUCGGAUGGAGUACGGCGAAGGUGAGGUGUUGGACGCUAACAUCAACCGCUCACCGACCUCGUACUUGCGGAAUCCACCGGAGGAGAGGGCCAAAUACAACUAUGACACCGAUAAGACGCUGGCCCAGGUCAGGUUCGUGAGUCCGACCGGCGGCAUCCUGGGAGUCAUCAACUGGUUCGCCGUCCAUCCCACCAGCAUGAACAACACCAACAAGCUGAUCUCGUCAGACAACGUGGGCUACGCUUCCAUCCUCAUGGAGAAAGCCUUGAAUGGCAACAGAACUCUACCUGGCAAGGGUCGUAUCGUGUGUGCGUUCGCAUCCACCAACUUAGGAGACGUGUCUCCCAACACCCGCGGUCCUCGCUGCGAGUUCUCCGGCCGCCCCUGUGACCAGGAGAACCUGUUGUGUAAACUGCCAAAAGAAAGAUGCUUCGCGUCAGGCCCCGGCCGGGACAUGUUCGAGAGCACUUUGAUCAUCGCCACUAAGAUGUUUGAUACUGCCAUGAAAGUUCUAAGACAACCCGGCGAGGACAUCACGGGUCCUAUAGGAGUGGUCCAUCAGUAUGUAGCCAUGCCCCAGGAGGAGGUCCCGCCCUACGACCCCGUCACGGAAACUUUUAACACGAGCGUGUCAGUGAAGGGCUGCGUGCCGGCGAUGGGCUACAGUUUCGCGGCGGGCACCACGGACGGGCCCGGCGCGUUCGACUUCACCCAGGGCACCACCACCACCAACCCGCUGUGGAACGCCGUGCGCGACCUGCUGGCGGCGCCCACCAAAGAGGACGUCGCCUGCCAACAUCCCAAGCCUAUACUCCUGGCCACGGGGCGGGCGGAGUUCCCUUACGAGUGGCAACCUCACGUGGUGUCGUGCUCGGUGGCGCGUCUGGGCGGGCUGCUGGUGGCCGCGGUGCCCGGCGAGUUCACCACCAUGGCGGGCCGGAGACUCCGAGCGGUGGUAGGGCGCGCGGGCGGCACCCGGGCCGUCAUCGCAGGACUCUCCAACGUCUACUCCGAUUACAUCACCACCCCCGAGGAGUACCAGGCUCAGCGGUACGAGGCUGCGUCCACCAUCUACGGCCCCAACACGCUGCACAUAUACCUCCACAAGUACAAGCAACUCACUGAGGCCCUGAUGAAGGGCUCCGCUGUCCCCCCGGGCCCGUCUCCGCCCGACCUGAGCCAACAGCUCAUCACGCUGGUGCCUCCCGUGCUGUGGGACUCCGCCCCCUACAAGCACGAGUUCGGGGACUGCCUGCAGCAGCCGCAGCGACACUACAGCUACGGAGACACCGUCACCGCCACAUUCGUGUCGGGUCACCCCAGGAACAGCCCUCGUCACGGUCGCUGGUUCCUGUCCGUGGAGCGCCUGGUCCCGGGCUCCGAGGACGCCUGGGAGGUGGUCGCCACAGACGCGGACUGGGAGACCAAAUAUAUCUGGAAGCGUAACUCUAAGAUCCUGGGCACGAGCGAGGCGGUGGUGGAGUGGGAGGUGGCGGAGGGCACUCCCGCGGGGACGUACCGGCUUCACCAUUACGGGAACUACAAGUACAUCCUGGGGGGAGUCUACCCCUACCACGGGUUCACUGACGCCUUCCAAGUCUCUUAAAUAUAACAAACUAGUCGGGACGAAACUCGGGACUGUACGAACUCCUCCAGACUCGGAGACUACCCCGGCUCCCACAACAUGCCUGGACCCGGCGCUAUGAAGAGUUCCCCUGACUGCGCUUGCCAUAAAAGUAAUGCCACUUCAGCUCACCACAGAUUCAAUAAAGCACUCCCUCGGUAACAGUAAAGCCUCCCUCGCCGUUCUCCCCGCUAGUGUAUCUAGUGUGUCUGUGGCUGUGACGCAUUCUGCCUUAAGUCUGCCUUCUCCCGGUGUCUGUAUAUUAAUGUUCCUAGUCUUAUAUUAAAUAUAAUUAUAAUGUAACGUAGUAGUAGUAAGUAGCCCUAGGUGAUAAUGUAUAGAUCGGUGACAUAGUGCCUGUAACUGUGAUAUCCGCGAGGCUCCUCGCCGGGGCGCGGGACGCCGACCCCGCGGCUGCCACCUCACACGUUAAGGAAACUGCUCUUAAUAUUGAAAUAUUAAAUAAAGUAAUGUAUUUUACAUGGGAUCGAUGUUAAUGUUAUUUAUAUCAUUCUUAUACGCUCUCGUGCCAAAAGAUGCGCAACCUUUGAUGUGGUUGAAGUUAAGAGUAUAGUUACAUCGAUGAAUGUAAUGAUAUUGUAAUCAACAACUCGCCAUUUUUUUUAUAGUAAACGUAAUUAAUUUU
Danaus plexippus (monarch butterfly) is the source of this 3206-nucleotide messenger RNA. RefSeq names its product neutral ceramidase (gene CDase). NCBI's taxonomy places the organism in Eukaryota, Metazoa, Arthropoda, Insecta, Lepidoptera, Nymphalidae. Gene Ontology annotation, molecular function: N-acylsphingosine amidohydrolase activity. Gene Ontology annotation, biological process: ceramide catabolic process; long-chain fatty acid biosynthetic process; sphingosine biosynthetic process. The record is from RefSeq and is a predicted model, not a curated record. The transcript has 14 exons. The coding region runs from base 461 to 2542 and encodes 693 amino acids. Gene Ontology annotation, cellular component: extracellular region.